This is a messenger RNA of Pipistrellus nathusii (Nathusius's pipistrelle), 1851 nucleotides long. The record is from the annotation of a GenBank genome assembly. NCBI's taxonomy places the organism in Eukaryota, Metazoa, Chordata, Mammalia, Chiroptera, Vespertilionidae.
AUGGCCUCUCGGCGCCUCCUCUUGGUUGGGGAGGGGAACUUCUCCUUCGCCGCCGCUGUGAGUGAGACCCUGGACCCGAGCACUAGCCUCACGGCCACCUGCCUGCAGAGCCCCGCCGACCUGGCGGGGGACCCGAUGGCCCGGGAGAACCUGCAGCGCCUGCGCGAGCGAGGUACAAGGAUACAUUUUGGUGUGGACUGUACCCGCCUGGCAGAUGCCUUUGAACAGCACGACAGGGAGUUUGAUCGAAUCUGUUUUAACUUCCCGCACUGUGGCCGCAAAGCUGGAGUAGCGAGGAACAGGGAACUGCUUGCCAAGUUCUUCCGGAGCUGUGCAGAUGUUCUUGCAGAGGAAGGAGAAAUCCAUGUGGCAUUGUGUAGAGGACAAGGUGGGACUCCUGCUGAUAAUCCCACAAGAGAAUGGCACAACAGUUGGCAAGUGGUUGCCAUGGCAGCUCUAGGCGGAUUCAUUUUAAGUGAUGUGCAUCCCUUCAGCUGUGAGGCUGUGCCAGGGUACAAGUGCACUGGAUAUAGAAGUCAAGAUAAGUCAUUUCAUGUAGAAGGUGCUUUGAACCAUAUCUUCACCCGGAGCUUACCCUUUAAAGGUUCACAACCGAGAAUCUUCAGGGUCAAACUGGGUGACCAGUGGUUUUCUUUUCCAGAACCAGAAGCGCUUGUAGGAAAGUUGAACAGGGGUUUCCUAGAAGCAUCUUCCUGUCAUCCGAUCAAAACCAUAAAUGAGAAACUGAUUUCUGAACUGGGCAAAGCUUUCCCUCUAAAAAGGCUGAAGUGUUCUUUCCCUUUGCUGCCCCCUGGAGAAGCCAGUGUUCUCACUUCCUGGAACUGUGACAUUCUGUCAACUGUCUUUUGGAUUCAUCUCCUCGAGGAUAACUCAAAUUCUGAGUCCCUGACUGGUGGGACAACAGAAGACAUGGAGGACUUUCUAGCGUCACUUUCCGAACUUAGCUUUCCUAAGGAAGAAGCUCCUGAAGGAAUCUAUGCCCAAGCCAAGAUCUGGCUUAGACCUUCUCUCCUAGUUCAUGUUCAGGCUGUCAUCCAAGCACCAGACUUCCUCCCAGGAUCUUUGUACAUCCUCAGUGGACCUGUCUUUCAGAAGUGCCACAUCUUACCUUUCACAAUGCCAGCAUUUCACGAGACUUUAUUUAUCCUUGGGUUCAAUAAAAAUCUGAAGGAUGACUGUCUUCAGUCACUACUGAGCCACCUGAAGGGCAUUCUAGAUAGCCUUCUGACUCAGACAUUGCUAGAGGGUUCUAAACUGAGCAAUUCAGUAGAAUUUGUCCUUCAACCAAAUGGGAAAGAUUAUAUGAUUAAUGUGAAGUCUCAUAAUUUUGGCCCAGAUUGUGCCAAGGAUCUAAGUAUUGGGUCUGUUACCACAUCUAUUCCAAGCAUUAUACAUGAAGAACGGUGUUUUGUGUUUGUAUCUGUGAACUUGGACCUAUUAGCCAUGCUUGUCUGGGGUAUCUCUGACUGGAGGAUGUUGUGGACCUUUGAUAAACGUUUUCUGAAGAAUUUUGUCUCAGAGAAAAUAGAACCCUUUAAAAGUUAUUCCCUGUAUCCUCCAAGAUAUGUGCAUGAUAUUAGUUUUUGGUUAGAUGAGAAAAAAGGAUUUGAUGAACUAGAGUUUCACACUGUGGCCCGAGCAGUGUCCCAAGACACUGUCAUAUCCAUACAGUUUCUUAGUCGUUUUCAGCAUCCCAAGACUAAACAGGUCAGUCUCUGCUAUAGAAUGACCUACCAGACCUGUGACAAAGCCCUUACCCAGCAGCAGGUAGCAUCAAUGCAAUCUCAGUUUAGGAAAGAGAUUCAACGACUACAUGUGACACCUCGGUAG